AUGUCUCUCUGUGUCCCUCCUCCGCGCAUGCCCUCACCACCCCUCGUGCCUUCGCCCCUCCCCUCCCGCCCCGCCUUCCCGCGUCGCAUCUCCUCGCGCUCGCGCCUCCAGCUGCCCUCAAACCUCAACGAGCCCCCAAUCCCGCCGCGCCUCGUCGGCUCGCCCCUGCUCGAAAAGCUCAACCACCCCCCACCAUCCACCAUGAGCACCAAGGUGCAGCAGCAACUCUGGUUUGACGGAGACGAGUUUGGCACGCGCAACGCGCAGUGUGACUCUCCGCUGGCCUCUCCCGCGUCCUCGUCCUUCUCCUCACCCGGAAGCACGCCCCGCAGGCGUUCGCACCGUCGCUCGCCCUCGGUCGCAUACACCCGUCGCACGCGCUCCCACUCGCCGCCCCCACCACCCCAGUCCCCGCACGCGCCGCCGCCCGUGCCGCCCAUCCCCUCCUCGGCCUUCGACACCCCCGGCGCAAAACGCCCCGUGCUGCGCUCGCCGCCCUCGACGCCGCCCUCGCGCGGCGCGCGCUCCACGCAGAUCAUCAUCCCUGAUCUCACUAGCAUUCCUAGUGCGAGCCCGCCAUCAGCGCUCUCGCGCACGAUCAGCCCACGGCGGCGGGGCUUAGGCUGUGAGUCGCAUUGACCCUGUGCUCCUGCGCGCGCGCUGAGCGCCCCGAUCCCCCACCCCCGAAGUCGCGCACAGGGACGAGCUGGCGUGCGCGCGCCGGCCGACCGAGAAACCGUACGCGCGCGGCAGGACGCAGAGGCCCGGGGCCAAGUGACCUCCUGUCGCCGCGCGCGCCGUCCGUGUCUAAUGGCGCGAGUGCGUAGACUUGGCGGCGCUGUAUCAUGACACCUUCAUGUUCAUGUCAUCCCCCCUCCGCCCCCCGUCGUCGCUCCGGUCCCGGGCGCGCUCGACGCCCUCUCGCCGGCGUGGGGCGGGCGCGCGGGGUCUCAUGUCUCUCUCAUCCGGUAUCAUCACCCGUACACUACAACCACAGUUUAUUCGCGGUUUCACGGUCUUUCUUUCCCCGGGUUUCCCUCGCUGUCAUCAUCCUCAUCGCGUCCUCAUCAUCAUGUUGUCUCUCCGCCCGCGCUUGCGCACUCGCAUCUUCUGGGGCCAUACGCAUUCCUUCGCCAUUCUUUCUGCGCGCAUCCUCCCGCUCCUUCGCAUUUCCCCUGUAUAGAGCUCCUGCAUUCCUUUGGGCCUUCGGUGUCUUUCCCCCUCCCGUUCCGUCCCCCUGCAUACAUAGUGUAUACCCUCCCCCGCGCGCGCAUGCCGCCGCCGCCAUCACCUAACUGCUAUAAACUACAUAUAUGCUGUAGUAAUCCCGCUACCAGUACGCACGCACCACC
Trametes versicolor FP-101664 SS1 is the source of this 1352-nucleotide messenger RNA. RefSeq lists its product as uncharacterized. Bases 1 to 639 code for a protein of 212 amino acids. NCBI's taxonomy places the organism in Eukaryota, Fungi, Basidiomycota, Agaricomycetes, Polyporales, Polyporaceae. The transcript has a single exon. The record is from RefSeq and is a predicted model, not a curated record.